This is a messenger RNA of Perca fluviatilis (European perch), 3214 nucleotides long. RefSeq names its product wingless-type MMTV integration site family, member 3A (gene wnt3a). Lineage: Eukaryota; Metazoa; Chordata; Actinopteri; Perciformes; Percidae. The record is from RefSeq and is a predicted model, not a curated record. Gene Ontology annotation, biological process: neuron differentiation; canonical Wnt signaling pathway; multicellular organism development. The transcript has 4 exons. The coding region runs from base 59 to 1117 and encodes 352 amino acids. Gene Ontology annotation, cellular component: extracellular region. Gene Ontology annotation, molecular function: frizzled binding; cytokine activity.
GCGCGUAUGAGCGCGCAUGUAGGCUUUCUGCUGGAGAAGUUUUAGCGAAACUUUAAGGAUGAUAUACCUUGGAUGUUUCCUGUUGCUCUGUGGGCUUACGCAUGUCAUGGCAAGUUAUCCCAUCUGGUGGUCACUAGCAGUGGGCCACCAAUACUCAUCACUGGGCACUCAACCCAUCCUCUGUGGCAGCAUCCCGGGUCUGGUGCCUAAGCAGCUGCGUUUCUGCCGGAACUACGUGGAAAUCAUGCCCAGUGUGGCAGAGGGGGUGAAGAUUGGCAUCCAGGAGUGCCAGCACCAGUUCCGAGGCCGACGCUGGAACUGCACCACGGUCAAUGACAAUCUGGCCAUUUUUGGGCCAGUGUUAGAUAAAGCCACUCGAGAGUCAGCAUUUGUCCAUGCUAUUGCCUCGGCGGGAGUGGCAUUUGCAGUGACCCGUGCCUGCGCUGAGGGUUCAGCAACCAUCUGCGGAUGUGACACACGCCACAAGGGCCCCCCUGGUGAGGGAUGGAAGUGGGGUGGCUGCAGCGAGGAUGUAGAGUUUGGGAGCAUGGUGUCCCGGGAGUUUGCUGAUGCGAGAGAGAAUCGCCCUGAUGCACGUUCAGCCAUGAACCGCCAAAACAAUGAGGCAGGAAGAAUGUCCCUUAACGACAACAUGUUCCUGAAGUGUAAGUGCCAUGGGCUGUCAGGCAGCUGCGAGGUCAAGACAUGCUGGUGGUCUCAGCCUGACUUCCGAGUUAUUGGCGACUACAUGAAGGAUAAGUAUGACAGCGCAUCAGAGAUGGUGGUGGAGAAACAUAAGGAGUCCCGCGGAUGGGUGGAGACCCUGAGACCCAAGUACAACUACUUCAAACCCCCCACAGAGCGCGACCUGGUUUACUAUGAAAGCUCACCCAAUUUCUGUGACCCCAAUCCCGAGACCGGCUCCUUUGGUACCCGCGAUCGCAUCUGCAACCUGACAUCCCAUGGCAUAGAUGGGUGUGACCUCCUCUGCUGCGGCAGAGGCCAUAACACCAGGACUGAGAAGAGAAAGGAGAAGUGUCACUGUAUUUUCCACUGGUGCUGCUACGUCAGUUGUCAGGAGUGUGUGAGAGUCUACGACGUGCACACCUGCAAAUAAGGACGUCUAGUUCUCGUCCUUUUCUCACCAAAAUGUAAGACUUCAGUAGGCAGAGGAACAAUUACACCAACUUAUCUACAAGACAUGAGAGACUGAAGAGCUGUCUGAUCUGUCCAUGGACUCCAGUGGCAAACAUAGCAGAUUUGUGUUUUGUGCCAAAAAGAGCCAGUCUCUGCCUAAUCAACUGAAUGGGUUGAGUAGAUGUUGACAUCACAAAUCGUCAUCAUAUUAACAGUGAUGAUGGUGAUGAUGACAACCAUGUUGCUAUCUCUAGCGAUGACGAAAGAGUUUUCAUGUACUGACGUAGAAAAGGAGAACUGUCGGCCAAUUGACAAACACCAUAUUGGUGAUAUUUUUUUUUCUUUGUUCCAAAUAGUUACUUUUGUUGAGAAUAGUACAGCACUGCCAAUGCUUUUAAGUCUAUGGGGCAAACAAUGAAAGUGUCACAUUUUCUUCAAUGUUUAAUCAUAACUUGUUUUUGCCACACAAAAGUGACAUUUAUGAGCAACUUACACGAUCAGACACUCAACAGCAUGCAUUAUCCUCAACAUUAUAAGUAUCUGAAAACUAACAUUGUUGUGUGAAUGAGUUUUAUAGUGUUUUUAUGUUACUGAUGUUUGGGUAAGAAUGCACUUGAACCUGAGUGAAUGUAGUUAUUAUGCUGUAAUGUGUUUACAUAUUCUUAAAUUCUUAAGCUAACAACUUAUUAUCUGCUUUCAAUUACUAAUUUUAUCUCGAGAGUAGACAUGAGCCACAUCAACUGAACAUCGGCGAAACAAGAAUAUACAGUCUGCACAUUGUCUUGAAACACCUAAAAACCAGUGGAAGCUUUUUUUUUUAAGAGUAACAAUGCUUUGAACAACAUCGAUAGUUACAACCAAAGACAAGUAAAGACAAAAAACCUGUAAGUCUGAGGUGGUCAGAGAGCUGUAAAUGAAUCUGAAAGGUCAGCACUUGUGUCCCAUUGAGAAAUAUGAAGCAUGUUCUCCUUGUUUUUAUCAGUAUUAGCAAUGUCUCAUGUGAAUGGGUGUGGGGAAAACUAUUAUUUAUAAAAGGGAUAUCCCCACUAUAUUUUUUGUUUCAUUUACACACAUAUACUAUUCUAUUAUUUUGAUAUUUGAUUAAAUAGAGGUCAACUCUGUACUCCCUGAUAAAAUAAAACACAAAUGGCAACAACAACAAAAAACGCAAACUAAGCUGUAUUAUCUAAGCUCUGUAUAAUGCAGUAUAAUUUGCAGUUGUGGUAAAAUGAUGACCAAAACCUGUGCUAUGAGAUUAUUCUCAGCUGUGGCUUCUUUUUCCCCAAACUAAACAACAUGCAGCAUCACUGAAACUAUCAAUACUUCCCUUAUUUUAAUGCUGCUAAGUAAAGAUAAUAUCUGUGUGUGUGUGUGUGUGUGUGUGUGUGUGUGUGUGUGUGUGUGUGUGUGUGUGUGUGGGUGUGUGUUGUGUGUGUGUGUGUGUGUGUGUGUGUGUGUGUGUCUAGGUCCUUACAGUAUGGCUUUGACUAUUUGUGUUAUAUGUAUAUUCUUGCAUGUAUUUGAUUCUUUCUGUGAAAGAAACCUAUUGUAGUUUGGAAAAAAAUGUGAAGUUUUGACUAAUUAUUGCAUACAGUAAUUUCCAUUUUAACCAAAUAGACCAAAAUAGAGUUUAUGUUAUUUUAGUUGCCUAUGGUUUUGUAGUCAUGCUAAACAUCAGGGCACAAUGAUUAAUGUUGCUGUCCCUUAAUUUGAGAAGAAAUACAACACAGUAUUUAUUUAUUUGGAAAGUGUAAAACUACUGAAACAAAAUGCUUAUGAAAAAGUGUGCAUGCCAUUUCACCAAUAGCCAUGACUAUAAAGACAUGUGUAAAGUCACUGAUGAAAUUUUGUUUACAGCCGAUGUAAUGCUACGUCUCAGGCAUGUAUAGUUCUCAAACAUUUUAAUCAAAGUCGCCUACCCAUGAUUACUUUUCAUCCUGACUGAAAAUAUUAAUGAGCAGCCAUAACAAGUUUCACAUUUUAAGUCAUCUUUAAUUAACUACACAGCAACCAUUAUCAAUACAAGAUCUGUUAUCAUGCAUUUAUUACUGUAUACUUUAUAUGUGAUUGAUUGCUG